Molecule: messenger RNA, 744 nt
Organism: Arachis ipaensis
Lineage: Eukaryota; Viridiplantae; Streptophyta; Magnoliopsida; Fabales; Fabaceae
Product: zinc finger BED domain-containing protein RICESLEEPER 2-like
Molecular function (GO): DNA binding
Source: RefSeq, a predicted model, not a curated record
AUGACUCUUACAUUAGAUAACGCAUCUGCUAAUGAUACAUGCCAAGAUCAUUUGAAAAGUACUUUAAAUAUGCAUAAUUGGUUGUUGUGUGAUGGGGAGUUCUUUCAUAUUUGUUGUUCUGCUCAUAUCUUGAAUCUCAUUGUGCAAGAUGGAUUAAAAAUUGCUCAUGAUGCAUUUGAUAAGAUUAGGGAAAGUGUGAAAUAUGUAAGGGGAUUGGAAAGUAGAAUGAUAAGGUUUAAAGAAUGUGUUUCAGCGAUUCAGUGUUUGCUUUUUACAAGUGGAUUGCAUCUAGAUGUUACUACUCGAUGGAGUUCUACAUACAUUAUGCUCGAAAGUGAUAUCAAGUAUCGGAAGGCCUUUGAGUAUUUGAAGGCAACCGAUCAUGCUUAUAGGCAUUGUCCUUCGGUUGAUGAAUGGGGGAGAGCUAAAAGGAUAUGUGAAUUUUUAUACCUCUUUUAUGAAACUACUAAUUUGAUUUCUAGCACAUCUUACCCUACUUCGAAUUUGUAUUUUCUACAAGUCUAUCAUAUUCAAUGUAUUUUGAUGAGAAUUUUGAGAAGUGAAGAUAAGCUUCUAACGAGCAUGGGAGAAAAGAUGAUGAACAAAUUUAAGAAGUAUUGGAAAAAGUAUAGUAUCAUUCUUGCAUUUGGUGCUAUUCUUGAUCAUAGGCUUAAGAUUGUUACUUUAGAGCUUAUGUAUGAAGAGAUUGAUGUUGAGACUGUGAAGGGAAGGUGGAACAUGUGA